Molecule: messenger RNA, 1171 nt
Organism: Phragmites australis (common reed)
Lineage: Eukaryota; Viridiplantae; Streptophyta; Magnoliopsida; Poales; Poaceae
Exons: 5
Coding region: 249-854 (201 amino acids)
Source: RefSeq, a predicted model, not a curated record
GGAGAGGAAGACGGGACGAGACCAGAAAGGGCGGCGCGGCUUGAGGGAGGAGGAGAUGGGGCUCUAUGCCAGCCGCAGGAUGCGGAUCCGUCGGCUAUCGUUCUUUGUUGUUGGGUGUGAGCAAGGAACCAAGUCGCGAAGGUGAGCGGGUCCCAUAUCGCAGCCGGCGCGGGGGUCCCAUUUGACCGAGAGAUUUCUCCGUCAGAGGAAGCAGAGGAGGAGGAGACCAGGGAGGGAGAUAGCGCGAGAUGGGGGAGGCAUCGCCGGAGCCCGGCGGCGCGGCGGCCGGAGGAGCGGCGGGUCCGGCGCCGCCGCGAAAGGGGAAGUCGUGCAAGGGCUGCCUCUACUACUCGUCGGUGCUCAAGUCCCGGGGCUACAACCCCAUCUGCGUCGGGAUCCCCCGGUCCAUCCCCCAAGUUCCGAGCUACGUUGUGGAUGAACCUAAGGAGGAGGCGAUGGCGCAGGGGCAUGAUCUGAGGCAGUUCAGGUACGGGUGCGCGGGAUACUCCAUGUUCGUGGACAACAGGGACGGUCAGGGUGGUGAGAGCGAGGGCAAGACAUUGUUGCCGUAUUGCCGGGGAAUUGAGCUAUUGGUGGAUAGCAGAUUGGUUGAAAGAAAAUCGUCGACUGCUGAACAAGCUCCAACAUAUGUUUCGAAGGAUGAUGCCACCCGCUCUCACAAACAGGGACAACAGAGACCUGGGGAUUUGGCCAGACAGGAAUUCUUGGGAAGGUUUAAGAGGAGUGCUGGACUGGUCGCUUCAGGUGUUGCCAAGAAUCUAAACAAAACGGCCAAUUAUAUCAAGGAAUAUAUCGAGGACAUAGUCUACCCUGACCGUCGACCACCGAAAUAGGAGCUGUGCUGUGAGCUCAUCUACGUUCAGGUUGAGAGCCGAAGAAAAUGCUUCCUGCUGGAAACAAAAAAGCCUACCUGACCGUUCAUUCAUAAUGCUACCGUCCCAGUAAGAAGCAGCUCCGGUUAUUGAACAACAUGGAACCUUUCUGGGAUGUACUAAAUUUCACGACUUUGUAAUUUAUGGCCACAUACAAGCCCAAUGAUGUACAUGCUAAUGACUUGCUGCAUGGUUGAAGCAAGAAUCCGAUCUGGUCGAUGUUUUGCUGAAUAACGUCAAUCCAUCACUGAAGAAUUCAAAGGUGCAAGAAAAUUCUC